Molecule: messenger RNA, 2251 nt
Organism: Brassica rapa (field mustard)
Lineage: Eukaryota; Viridiplantae; Streptophyta; Magnoliopsida; Brassicales; Brassicaceae
Product: F-box protein At1g67340
Molecular function (GO): protein binding
Source: RefSeq, a predicted model, not a curated record
GACAUGGGCACAACUUAUUUUUAUAUUGAUGGCUAGAGAAACCUAACUCUCCCGUAAAAAGAAAUAUUUAACCGAGUUGUGUUAUUUUAGUUGUUUCCGGAGUUGAUUUUUCUAAAUUUUCAUAAUUAUUAUCUUUAAACCAUUUUAAAAAAUGGAUUACAUAAAUUAAAUGGGUCAUUCUUUCAAAUAGGCUAUUUUUUUAAGUUUUUUUUUCACAAAAUUACCCUAAGAAAGAUAAUGACUAAAAUAUAUUUUAUUAAAAGAGUAAAAGACUUUUAUAUCCGAGAUAAAUAAAUUAAAAAACAAAAAUAAUUUUUUUUAUAGUUUCGAAUUAUAUUUUUUCAAAUUUGAACUUUUUAUAAUUUUUUUUUCAAUUUUCUCUUUGAAAUUGGAAAAUUCUUUUUGAAACUAUUUUUUCAAAUUUUUGUUUUAAACUUUUAAUAUUUAUUUUGUAUUUUUACAAUUUUGAAAUCCACCCAAAAACUCCCUUGACUCUAAACCCUAAAAUUUAUAUUAGUUAACUAUAUUUGUUUUUAAUAAAAUAUGUUGGUCAUUUUGAUAGUUAGGAAUUAUAUUUGUGAGAAAUUUUUUUUUAUGAAUAUCUAAGGGAUUUCUCAAAUUAAAUUCCAUCAUUGCUUUUCUUUUCGUUUUUUUUUCUUUUUUGUACCUCAGUCGAUCCAUUAUUAUCAUCUCUUAAACCGCCUACUACGAUAAAAAAAGCAGACGUUGGGUCAAUAGCGUUUUGGCCGGGAAACACGAUAAACUACAGGGGUAAAAAAGACAUUUCGAUUAGCGUACGUAUGUACGCAGGGAUAAGAGAGAUACAACUCAACCACUCUGUUUAUUUAUAAGCCAAGAGAUAGAGAGAUAAGGGAACCAGAGGAGAGACAUAGCUUUGUAAAUCCCCAAGCCAAAGAAGAACACGAACAUUAUGUUGCCGUCAAGAAAAACCAAGAGAGAUUUCUACUCCGCCGGAGCCGGAGACUGCAUCUUUGCGCCGGUAAGGAAACGACGGCGAAGUGUUUCUUCUUCUCCCAUUUCUUCGGCGCCGGAAACUAAAGCAGGAUCCGAUUUGCUAGACUCAAUCCCAGAAGAUCUUGUUGUUUCUAUCCUUCGUAGACUUGCUUCCACAUCUCGAAGCCCCGCUGAUUUCAUCAACGUUUUGAUGACAUGUAAGAGAUUAAACAGUUUAGCUACGAGUCCUCUUGUUCUGUCGAGAUUGUCUCGAAAAGCGUUCGCCGUAAAAGCCCAAAAUUGGUCGGAAGCAGCUCACCGGUUUCUUAAACGCUGCGUCGACGCCGGAAAUCUCGAAGCUUGCUACACUCUCGGAAUGAUUCGGUUUUACUGUCUGCAAAACAGAAGAAACGGCGCGUCGCUGAUGGCAAAAGCAGCGAUCAGAUCACACGCGCCGUCGUUAUACUCUGUAGCCGUGAUCCAGUUCAACGGGAGCGGCGGUUCCAAGAACGACAAGGAUCUUCGAGCCGGUGUAGCUCUAUGCGCGCGUGCGGCUUUCUUAGGACACGUUGACGCGCUACGUGAGCUUGGUCACUGUCUCCAAGAUGGUUACGGUGUUCCACAGAAUGUCUCAGAAGGCCGGAGAUUCCUCGUUCAAGCCAACGCUCGUGAACUCGCCGCCGUUUUAUCUUCCGGAGUCAAAUCUCAUCGAUCGUGGCUCGCUUUAUCACAGCCUCAAAUCUCUAAUCCUAACCAAAGCCAUGGUUGUCCGUUGCUGAGCGAUUUUGGAUGCAAUGUGCCGGCGCCGGAAACACAUCCGGCGAAUAAGUUUUUAGCGGAUUGGUUCGCCGUUAGAGGCGUAGAUUCCCUCGGAGAUGGGUUGAGGUUGUGCUCUCACGGCGGAUGUGGACGGCCGGAGACGAGGAAACAUGAGUUCCGGAGGUGUUCUGUUUGUGGCGUUGUGAAUUACUGCUCACGCGCUUGUCAAGCACUUGAUUGGAAACUCCGACAUAAAGUGGAUUGUGUUCCGAUGGAACAAGAUGCAGCCUAUGACGGAGAAGGCAACGUUCAAAUUGACGGUGAUAACGUAUUGGUGGUGCCUUUGAGUUAACGGCUGCUUUAGUUAGACGCGAGAUGAGGUUGACGAAGCUCUUGUUAGUUUCGUUUUUUGGUUUAAUCAGUGGAAAGAUUAUGAUAAAAUAUUAUCAAUGGUUAGAUAAGAGCGUUGGAGUAAUUUUUGUAUUUUUAUCUUUUGUAAAUAUGAGUAACAGGGAAUGGCUACAAUGUUUUUUCUAUA